AUGACUCCCCCGCCCACCAGCAGCACCAGCAGUUCGCUCUCCCCGCAAGACGCCCUCGGCCUGCGCACCGCCCUCGCCGCCGCGCGCAAGUCGUACGCCGAGGGCGGCGUGCCCAUCGGUGCGUCGCUCGUGCUCCCGCACCCACCGGGUGAGCCGAGCGGUGCGCCCGUCGUGCUCGGCCAGGGCCAUAACUCACGCGUGCAGCUCGACUCCCCCAUUUUGCAUGGAGAGACGGCGGCGCUGCUCGACGCGGGGCGGUUAAAGGCAGAGGUAUAUCGCCAGGCGACGAUGUAUACGACGCUCUCGCCUUGUUCAAUGUGCUCCGGUGCGAUCCUGUUGUACAAGAUCCCUCGGCUCGUAAUCGGUGAGCACCACAACUUCGUCGGAGACGAGGAGCUCCUCCGGUCGCGCGGCGUCGACGUCGUCGUGCUGGACGACCCGGAGUGCAUCGACCUUAUGGAGAGGUUCAUCAGGGAGAAGCCGGAGGAGUGGUAUGAGGACAUUGGGGAAGUCCCGCCGGCGCAACAGUAG
Rhodofomes roseus is the source of this 531-nucleotide messenger RNA. Its product is annotated as cytidine deaminase-like protein. Lineage: Eukaryota; Fungi; Basidiomycota; Agaricomycetes; Polyporales; Fomitopsidaceae. Gene Ontology annotation, cellular component: nucleus; cytoplasm. The record is from RefSeq and is a predicted model, not a curated record. Bases 1 to 531 code for a protein of 176 amino acids. The transcript is spliced from 3 exons. Gene Ontology annotation, molecular function: zinc ion binding; diaminohydroxyphosphoribosylaminopyrimidine deaminase activity.